AUGGAGAAACACCAAGUGGGUUCAAGGCCACAUGUGGCACUCUAUCCAGUUAUGGGUUUGGGCCAUCUUAUUCCCUUCCUUGAGCUUGCAAGAAACCUCGUUUCCUCCCACGGUUUCACCGUCACCCUAAUCACACCCUCCUGGAACGUUUCCCCUUUGGAAACUAAAUAUGUUUCAGACCUCCUUACCUCCAAUACCAACACAAUCCGUCAAGUAGAGCUUCCGCAAAUUCCUUCCGACGGAGAAGACGUCAAAGAUGUCUUUACCUUCGUUCUGGAUCAAAUAAGCAAGGCCAUGCCUGCGGUGGAGCAAAAUCUGAGGAUACUACAACAGCCCAACGGCCCUUUCUCGCCGGUUCGUGCGUUGAUAUCUGAUCUCUUCCACGCGUCAUCUCUGGACGUGACUGACUCUCUGGGCUUGCCAAAUUAUGUCCUGUUUACAUCCUCUACGGCCUUCCUCUGUUUCAUGUUGUGUGUCCCUCGCCUUUAUUUGUCUGAUGGAAACGAGGCUCCUCCGUUUUCCGUCAAUAUCCCGGGCUGGAAGAAUCCCUUCCAUGAGCGCGAUUUUCCAGAGGUGUUGCACAACAAGUCCUCUACGAUGUUUCAUGGCUUCCUUCGCCUCUGCUCUCCCUUACGAGCGAUGAAGGCGAUUCUCGUCAAUACAUUUGACGCCUUGGAAACUCAGACAAUUCAUGCCUUGCUGUCCGCUAAAGUCCCAGAAAUCGACCGCCUACCGCCGGUACAUGCGAUUGGACCGAUUAUACGGUCGGUUGAUCUGCCCCAGGAUGACAGGAAGGGAGAAGAGCGCUUAAAAAUGUGGCUGGAUAGCCGGGCAAAGGCAUCGGUGGUGUUCGUGUCGUUUGGUACGCGGGGGUUGAUGUCCACAGAACAGUUGAUAGAAAUUGCCCUAGGGCUGGAAGCGAGCGGCCUAAACUUUGUUUGGGUUGUGCGGGGCAUUAGUAAUACUAAAAAUGGUACUUCUAAUCUGGAAGUGGAGUUGAGUAGCGUACUUCCCGAGGGUUUCUUGAGCCGUGUUGAGGGUCGGGGAAUAGUACUUACUUCUUGGGCUCCUCAGGUUGCGAUCCUUUCCCAUCCAGCGGUGGGAGCUUUUGUUUCUCAUUGUGGAUGGAAUUCUACGCUGGAAGCUAUUUGGUUUGGAGUCCCCAUUGUUGCCUGGCCUCUGUAUGCUGAGCAGAGAAUGAAUUGCUUGUCAAUUGUAAAUGAAUGGAUGGUGGGUUUGGAGGCUGUCAAGGGAGAGGAUGGUUUGGUUGGCCGGGCGGAGUUGCAGAGUGUGCUGGAAAAAGUUAUGGAUGGAGAAGAGGGGAGAUUGGCGAGGAAGAAUAUGGAGGAGUUGAGUUUGAAAGCGAGAUGUGCAGUCACAGAAAGGGAAGGAAGCUCCUUUGAGAGCAUGGAGGCUUCAUUUAGUGGCCUUGUUAUAGCCACCGAAAAGUAA
Messenger RNA from Cryptomeria japonica (Japanese cedar), 1452 nucleotides. Its product is annotated as anthocyanidin 3-O-glucosyltransferase 2-like. The transcript has a single exon. Gene Ontology annotation, molecular function: UDP-glycosyltransferase activity. The record is from RefSeq and is a predicted model, not a curated record. Lineage: Eukaryota; Viridiplantae; Streptophyta; Pinopsida; Cupressales; Cupressaceae. Bases 1 to 1452 code for a protein of 483 amino acids.